This is a messenger RNA of Syzygium oleosum, 1184 nucleotides long. RefSeq names its product zinc finger A20 and AN1 domain-containing stress-associated protein 3. Gene Ontology annotation, molecular function: zinc ion binding; DNA binding. The transcript has 2 exons. The record is from RefSeq and is a predicted model, not a curated record. Lineage: Eukaryota; Viridiplantae; Streptophyta; Magnoliopsida; Myrtales; Myrtaceae. The coding region runs from base 383 to 916 and encodes 177 amino acids.
AAGAAACGAAACCAGAGAAAGAAAAAAGAAAAAAAAAGGAGGAAAUUCAAAGAUAAGAGAGAGAGAGAGAGAGAGAGAGAGGGAUAGAGAGAGAAGGCGUCUGGAAUCUGCAGCGCGAGGCGAGGGACCAGGUAUCCCGAAAACCGCCUUUGUGUGGAGGAGGUGCCUUGCUUCGCUUUUUUAGCCCACCACCUCCACCACCACCACCACCACCUCCACCUCCACCUCCACCAUCACCGCUCCCCAAAGAUUCCGUCUUUGCGUCUCCCUCUCCCUCGCCGGACGGCAACCCCCCCUCUCCGAUCUCCUCCUCUGCUCCGGCCCCUCGAAUUCCAUACCUCCCCCGCCGAUCAACACCGAGAGGUUCGGGAGAGAAAGAAUCAUGGCGGAAGAGCACCGGUGCCAGGCCCCGCGCCUCUGCGCGAACAACUGCGGCUUCUUCGGGAGCCCCGCCACGCAGGAUCUCUGCUCCAAGUGCUACCGCGACCUGCAGCUCAAGGAGCAGCAGUCCUCCAGCGCCAAGCUCGCUUUCAACCAGACCCUGACCUCCUCCUCCUCCUCCUCCUCGAUCCUCGAGCCGUCCGCCGAAUCGUCCUCGUCGGCCCCGCCCCGGGCCGCCGCCGCCGCCGACCGCAAGGUCGCCGCCGCGGCCCUCGAGGCGAAGGCGGAGGAGGACGAGGAGGCGGCGGCGGGUGCGGGGGCGCCGAUGAUGCCGCCGGUGGCGUCGAACCGGUGCUCGACGUGCAGGAGGCGCGUGGGGCUGACGGGGUUCAAGUGCAGGUGCGGGAUGAACUUCUGCGGGUCGCACCGGUACCCGGAGCAGCACGACUGCGGGUUCGACUACAAGGGCCUGGGGAGGGAGCAGAUCUCCAAGGCCAACCCGCUCGUCAAGGCGGAGAAGCUGGAUAAGAUCUGAUGAUGAUGCGAAACCCCCUCCCUCCUUUUACCCAUUAUUGUCCCAGUACGAAAAACAAAAAAACAAAAAAAAAAAUGCUCGAAUUGCAUCUGUGUUGAUUUGGAAAUUUGGGAAUCCGGUGGCCACGGCGGCCCGGCGGUGGAGCCGCCGUCGGCCGGCGGCGGGCUGCCGGUGGGUGGGCGGGCGGGCUGGUCGAGACGUGUUGGUACGAUUGGUGGUGCAUGUAAAUUCGAUGAUGCUCUAGUAAAUUGACGUCAUUUGCUCUUUC